AUGAUGAAGCGGGUCAUCUGGCUGAUAUCAGGAUUAAACAGAAGAAUGAUGAAGCUACUUUUUGCCCUCGCUUUGAUCGCCUACAUUGCCUCUGUCUGGGCGACACAUGCGAACAUGAGAUCAAUACAAGAACAUGGAGAGAUGAUCGAGCAGAGAAUUGAUGAAGCUGUGGGGCCUCUCAGAGAGAAGAUUCGUGAUCUGGAACAAAGUUUUUCUCAGAAAUACCCACCUGUGAAAUUCCUGUCAGAAAAAGAUCGGAAGAGAAUUUUGAUUACUGGUGGGGCUGGUUUUGUGGGUUCCCACCUUACUGACAAGCUGAUGAUGGACGGCCAUGAGGUGACUGUGGUGGACAACUUCUUCACAGGAAGGAAAAGAAAUGUGGAGCACUGGAUUGGCCACGAAAACUUUGAGCUGAUCAAUCAUGAUGUGGUGGAGCCUCUGUAUAUUGAGGUGGACCAGAUCUAUCACCUGGCGUCUCCGGCCUCUCCUCCCAACUACAUGUACAAUCCCAUCAAAACACUCAAGACCAACACUAUUGGCACGCUUAACAUGCUCGGUCUGGCCAAACGUGUGGGCGCCAGACUUCUCCUGGCUUCUACUUCCGAGGUUUAUGGAGAUCCAGAGGUGCACCCACAAAAUGAGGAGUACUGGGGGCACGUGAACCCAAUUGGUCCUCGAGCAUGCUAUGAUGAGGGGAAACGUGUAGCAGAGACUAUGUGUUAUGCCUACAUGAAACAGGAAGGAGUAGAGGUGAGGGUGGCAAGGAUCUUCAACACAUUUGGUUCCCGAAUGCACAUGAAUGAUGGACGGGUUGUCAGUAACUUCAUCCUGCAGGCUCUACAGGGAGAACCUCUAACUGUGUAUGGUAGUGGUUCCCAAACAAGAGCCUUUCAGUAUGUAAGCGAUCUGGUGAACGGCCUUGUGUUGUUGAUGAACAGCAACAUCAGCAGUCCAGUCAAUCUGGGGAACCCAGAAGAACACACCAUAUUGGAGUUUGCUCGACUCAUCAAAAGUCUCGUCGUGAGCCGAAGUCAGAUCCAGUUCCUUCCAGAGGCACAGGAUGACCCACAGAGGAGAAGACCAGACAUCCGGAAAGCCAAGAUGAUGCUCGGCUGGGAGCCGGUGGUGCCCCUGGAGGAAGGCUUGAACAAAACUAUCCAGUACUUCAGCAGGGAACUCGAGCACCAGGCCAACAACCAGUACAUCCCCAAACCUAAAGCCGCUCGCAUGAAGAAAGGAAGACCCAGACACAACUGAAGUGUGGUUGACCACCACAGACUCAAAACACAGAAGGAUGUUAAGACUCCUCAGAGGACCCUUCAAGACUCAUUCUCUCUGAAAUACACUGUUUGAGUAGGGCACUCUGGGAUAUGGUGUCUUUUUUUGAGAAGCAGAGAAAAACUUUCUCUUUAAAAAAAAAAAAAAAAGGACAGUGUUGCUUUGCAUUGGAGUUGCGGCUGCACUGUGGGGUAAGGGCUUCCUCACCGAAGCUUGAAUGGACAAGCCUGAA
Messenger RNA from Morone saxatilis (striped sea-bass), 1510 nucleotides. RefSeq names its product UDP-glucuronate decarboxylase 1 (gene uxs1). The transcript is spliced from 15 exons. Gene Ontology annotation, molecular function: NAD+ binding; UDP-glucuronate decarboxylase activity. NCBI's taxonomy places the organism in Eukaryota, Metazoa, Chordata, Actinopteri, Moronidae. Bases 1 to 1257 code for a protein of 418 amino acids. Gene Ontology annotation, biological process: D-xylose metabolic process. The record is from RefSeq and is a predicted model, not a curated record. Gene Ontology annotation, cellular component: cytoplasm.